Molecule: messenger RNA, 1712 nt
Organism: Blepharisma stoltei
Lineage: Eukaryota; Ciliophora; Heterotrichea; Heterotrichida; Blepharismidae
Source: the annotation of a GenBank genome assembly
AUGGUAGAUUCUCAGAAGAUUCUUGAGGAAACUCUUAACUCUUCUGUGGCAAGGCAAAAAUAUUUAGAAGACUUAAAUUCUUUAAGAGGUGCAAGAAAUUUAAUGGUGGACUCCGAUGUACACUCCAUAUGGGCAAGGUAGGACCUGUCCCCAUGAAGCUGAAAAUAGUUUCUCUGUCACUUUUUGAAGUAGGCCUUUGGGAUACCGAAUAGAGAAACUUUUCCUCUCCCUGAAGUUUUCUACCCUGCCAGAUGGGCUAGACAGGUUUUACCUCACACUUAGUUUUUUCAUGUCGAGAUUUAGUGGGAAUCCGCAAGAUUAGCCCUAUGCUAAUUUUUAGGUUAUGUGGGCCUACACCAGAUAGGGGGCUAGUGAUCUAUAGUAAUUGCCCGAGGAUGGCGCUAUCUUGCGCCAUCCUCGGGCAAUUCCUAUAUCCGAUUAUGGCCUUAUAGCACUUAACUUAAGAGGUACAAGUCCAGAGAUAUUUUAUAAAAUUUUAAGAAACCUUUGUGUUGAAGGAAGCAGAGCUCAAGCAAAAAUAAAAGAUUUUCUUGAACCUAUAGUUGUGCCUGAGACUGGUCUAAGAGAAUUCACUCAAUUUUUAGUAAAUUUCAGUAUUGGUAAUACUGAGCAUCUUGAAAUUUGUUUUAACUUGCUAGGCUCUAUCCCAUAUGAGAAUACAAAUUUAAAAUUCUUGCUUAUGCUCUGCCACAACAUCAUAGGAGAAUCAGAAGAUUUCAAAGCAAAAUUCAUCAGAGAAAAACGAGAUUUGAUAACUCCCUUCAUGAGCAAGCAAAAGAUUUCCCUUGCUCAUGAAGGAGGGUUAAAAAAAACUUAUAAACUUUAUAGUAAAAUUUGUUUUCCUGUUCUAAUUCGCAUGAAAAUGAAAAGUAAAAAUUAAUUUAAGAUGCAAGUUUUAUGUUUUAGAAUAUAAGCUAUUUAAAAAUUCAAUAGAAUUAGAGACAUUUUCAUUAUGCAAUUAUCAAAAAUUUUUUUCUUGCUAAAAAAUAGGGUUUUUCCAUUUGUUUGCUCACUCAUGAGGGGUAGUAAGAUUUUUCAUAGAAAAAAUAGAAUGUAAAGAGGAUGAAUUUGAGUGGGUCUAUUAUUUAUUUUCAAAAUUGCUACCAAAUAAUUUAGGAAUAAUUGCUGAAUUUUUAGAUGGGAGACACAAAAUCUAUCUAUUCGAAUUCAUAAAAUCCAGCUUAGAAGAGGCUUGGGAGCAAAAGCAUUCGCUUAUAUCUGAAGCCCAAACCCAAUGAUUUUCACUAAGGCUAGAUGACUAUUCUGUCAUAAUAAAUGAAUUUCUGAAUUCACCUGAUGAAAAUUUUCAAUUAAGCUUAGACUUAUUAAACUUAUUAACAAGAGAAGCUCCAAAAUAUCCUUUAAUCAAAAGUAUUGCAUUAAACUCUAGGGCAAUUUUAAAGUGCUAUGACAUUCUUGCAGCUGGUUGCCAUGCUGCAGGUCAAAGAGCUUUAAUUUUACAGAUAAUCGCCAAUACGCUUGAAAAUUGCCAAGAAGCAGCAGAUAUAGCUGAUUCACAUCUCUAUGAUUUGCUUAAAAGUUCUGAAUUCGAUAUGGAAAAUCCUAUGUGUCGAGAAUGAGUUGUUGUAAUAGUCAAACUUUUGGUUCCUCAUAAGCCUGGUAUUGAAGUCAAAAUAGAAGCAUUAAAGCGCAAUGAAAGAGCUAUAAAUCCCAAUACAAAACUAAUUUAA